Messenger RNA from Carassius auratus (goldfish), 672 nucleotides. RefSeq names its product glutamate receptor 4-like. NCBI's taxonomy places the organism in Eukaryota, Metazoa, Chordata, Actinopteri, Cypriniformes, Cyprinidae. The transcript has 3 exons. The record is from RefSeq and is a predicted model, not a curated record. The coding region runs from base 208 to 672 and encodes 154 amino acids.
ACUCACUCACUCACUCUCAAGCGUUCACCCGGACAGAUUCUUCUUCUCUCUCCAGUGGAUACUGCGGGGAACACACGGAUUGCUUAUAGGAUGGAUUGCUGAAACUCCUUUCGCGAGAUUACCCAUUUAUUUCCUUUCAUUUCUCUCCCGUCACACUAUCUCGUCUCCAUCCAUCCAUGAGUCCAGACGGGUUCUGAUUCGGACAGAAUGCGGAUCCUGGUGCUGAUCCCGCUGCUGUGGGGACUCAGUGAAGGGGCUUUUCCCAGCAGUGUUCAAAUCGGUGGGCUGUUUAUAAGAAACACUGAUCAAGAAUAUACAGCUUUCCGGUUGGCCAUAUUUCUCCACAAUACGAGUCCGAAUGCCACGGAGGCCCCAUUCAAUCUGGUUCCACACGUCGACAACAUCGAGACGGCCAACAGCUUUGCUGUCACCAAUGCCUUUUGUUCGCAGUACUCACGAGGAGUGUUUGCGAUCUUCGGCCUGUAUGAUAAGCGUUCGGUGCACACUCUGACGUCGUUCUGCCAGCGCGCUGCACAUCUCUCUGGUGACGCCCCAGUUUCCUCGGCCGAGGGCGAGACGCAGUUCGUGCUUCAGCUGCGUCCAUCGAUCCGCGGCGCGUUACUGAGCCUCCUGGACCAUUACGACUGGAGCCGCUUCAAUCUUCCUGUAUGA